AAUCCGUGUAGUGAAAGCUACCCAAAGCAUUUUCUUUCUUUUGGGUGCGUUUUGAAGAUGAUUCUUUAUGGUCCCACUUUGUAAUUCUUUAAGAAUUCGAUCGGAUUGAUUAGAAUUAUCGUCGAGUAUGGUUUCAUUUCUUUUCAGACCGUCAGAUUUUCUUCCCCACGUAUCCGUUGCUCUGUUUCCCUCUCUGUCUUUCUCCCUUUCCUUUCAACAUUUUUAGUUGUUUCUUACUGUUUUAUGAGGCAGACCCAGUUCCUUCCGCUGCUUUUCCUUUUCUGAUACCAAGUUUUACAUGUUUCAUACUUGAAUGAACAAUUAUUUGGGGGUUAACUUCCAGGCUGAAUUGGAUCUUUCAGCUUUCUUCCAACUGAACUUUGUUAUUUUGCUAACUAUCCUUUAAAAGUCGUUCGUUUGUGUUUUCGUUAGCUUUUUCCUUUCCCUUCUUCUUCCUUUUUCCCUUCAUUUAUUAUCCCUGCCAAUGGCGUAACUUCUAGAAUUCCGAGUCCUUGAUUUUCUUUUACAGUAUCUAUUGAACUGAAAUGAGUUUUGGAUUCUGGUCCGCUAAAAAUUACAGGGAUGGAAUCAUGCAUAUAUUUUCAUAGUUCUUUAACUUCAUUAGCUUGCUGUUUAAUUCAACUAAUUUUCUCUCUGAAGUUCUAAUCUAACUUUGCUUCAAAAACUUUUUCUUUUUUUCUUAUUAUUAUGUCUUAAAGAGAGUCUUCUUUAGUAUAAGAAAUGGGGUCCGGUAAUGAGUUAUGUUCACAAGAGUUUGAUUUGGAUGCUAAGUGGCUGGUCGAUCCGAAGCAAAUCUUUGUUGGGCCAAGGAUUGGGGAGGGCGCGCAUGGCAAAGUGCACAAGGGAAAAUAUAAAGACCAAAAUGUUGCAAUUAAAAUAAUUCGAAAAGGUGAAGCCCCAGAAGAAAUUGCGAAAACGGAGGCACGCUUUGCUCGGGAGGUCGCUAUGUUAUCCAAAGUUCAACACAAGAAUCUUGCAAAGUUUAUAGGUGCUUGCAAGGAGCCUAUUAUGGUGAUAGUAACUGAGCUUCUUUCAGGCGGAACUUUACGGAAGUACCUGUUGAGUAUAAGGCCAAGGUGCUUGGACUUCAGUGAGGCAGUUGGCUUUGCACUUGAUAUUGCCCGUGCAAUGGACUGCUUACAUUCCCAUGGGAUCAUUCACCGUGACCUCAAACCUGAGAAUUUGAUCUUGACUGCAGAUCACAAAACUGUUAAACUUGCUGAUUUUGGCCUUGCUAGAGAAGAGUCAGUAACAGAGAUGAUGACAGCUGAAACUGGGACUUACAGAUGGAUGGCUCCAGAGCUAUACAGUACAGUCACUCUACGAAAUGGAGAGAAGAAGCAUUACAAUCACAAGGUGGAUGUUUAUAGCUUUGGAAUUGUAUUCUGGGAGAUUAUCCAAAACAAGUUGCCUUUUGAAGGCAUGUCAAAUCUACAAGCCGCAUAUGCGGCUGCUUUUAAGAAUUUACGACCGAGUGCCGAGAACCUCCCAGCGGAUUUGGCACCAAUUGUGACUUCCUGUUGGAAAGAGGAUCCGAAUGAUCGGCCUAACUUCAACCAAAUCAUACAGAUGCUCUUUAAAUGUCUAUCCACCAUUCCACAACCAGAAUAUGUUCCACCACCAACUAUGCACCCACCUGAUAAUGCAGUGCUGCCACCAGAGUCUCCUGGAACAAGUUCUUUGAUGGCAACCACGAGACAUGGCACCGGGGAAGUCAUGAACAGUGAAAUAGGAGAGAAACCGACCGGUUUAUUCUCGUGUUUCGCUGGUAACUGUUACUGAUUCAUCCAGAAAGCACAGUAUUGGAGCUGGAGAUCCUUACAAACCUAACCACAAAUGAAGAUGGAAAAAAAGAAAAGAAAAAAAAAGAAAAAUCAUCUGUAGUUAAUCAAAGAAAAAUAGUGAUUCAGAUUUCAUUAGUAAUAUCUGUUUGAGCUGAUAAUAGAGACAUGGAGAUUCGUAAAAGGGGACUUAGAGACAGUGUGGAGUUGGGGUUGCUGUGAUGUCAACUGUAAGAACAAAGAUUCAUCCAAAUGCCUUCUUCUCCUGUUUGUUCUUCUCUAUUGAGUUUUCCAGACUGAAACACACAUAUUAUGAUGAAGCUAUUUGAUCUGGGUUCAGUUGCAA
Molecule: messenger RNA, 2148 nt
Organism: Cucumis sativus (cucumber)
Lineage: Eukaryota; Viridiplantae; Streptophyta; Magnoliopsida; Cucurbitales; Cucurbitaceae
Product: serine/threonine-protein kinase STY13
Exons: 6
Coding region: 742-1803 (353 amino acids)
Biological process (GO): protein phosphorylation
Molecular function (GO): protein kinase activity; ATP binding
Source: RefSeq, a predicted model, not a curated record